Myotis daubentonii (Daubenton's bat) is the source of this 11140-nucleotide messenger RNA. It is a transcript of the gene TAOK1, whose product is annotated as TAO kinase 1. Lineage: Eukaryota; Metazoa; Chordata; Mammalia; Chiroptera; Vespertilionidae. Gene Ontology annotation, cellular component: cytoplasm. Gene Ontology annotation, molecular function: ATP binding; protein serine/threonine kinase activity. Gene Ontology annotation, biological process: protein phosphorylation; regulation of cytoskeleton organization. The record is from RefSeq and is a predicted model, not a curated record.
GGCUGGGCGGCUCGUCGGGGCUCCGGGGGGGCGGGGGGGCAGCGGUGUGUCGCCAGGCCCCCUCCUCCUCCUCGCUCCUCGGCUUCCAGCGUAGCGGCUCCCGCGGCGCGGUAGGGGGCUGCGCCUGCCUACUCCGCCCCGACCUGUCGGCGAAAGGGUUAUGCCAAAGUGGCUUCAUUCAUACAGAUGAACCAAGGAUUGGGAUAGCAAGUACAAAAUUAGAAUCAAACAGCUGAUUGCCCAGCAGGAUGCCAUCAACUAACAGAGCAGGCAGCCUGAAGGACCCUGAAAUUGCAGAGCUCUUCUUCAAAGAAGAUCCAGAGAAGCUCUUCACAGACCUCAGAGAAAUUGGCCAUGGAAGCUUUGGAGCAGUGUAUUUUGCACGAGAUGUGCGUACCAAUGAAGUGGUGGCUAUCAAAAAAAUGUCUUAUAGUGGAAAGCAGUCUACUGAGAAAUGGCAGGAUAUUAUUAAAGAAGUCAAGUUUCUACAAAGAAUAAAACAUCCCAACAGUAUAGAAUAUAAAGGCUGCUAUUUACGUGAGCACACAGCAUGGCUUGUAAUGGAAUAUUGUUUAGGAUCUGCUUCAGAUUUACUGGAAGUUCACAAAAAGCCAUUACAAGAAGUGGAAAUAGCAGCAAUUACACAUGGUGCUCUCCAGGGAUUAGCCUACUUGCAUUCACAUACUAUGAUCCAUAGAGAUAUCAAAGCAGGAAAUAUUCUUCUGACAGAACCAGGCCAGGUGAAACUUGCUGACUUUGGAUCUGCUUCCAUGGCAUCUCCUGCCAAUUCUUUUGUGGGAACGCCAUAUUGGAUGGCCCCAGAAGUAAUUUUAGCCAUGGAUGAAGGACAGUAUGAUGGCAAAGUAGAUGUAUGGUCUCUUGGAAUAACAUGUAUUGAACUAGCGGAAAGAAAGCCUCCUUUAUUUAAUAUGAAUGCAAUGAGUGCCUUAUAUCACAUAGCCCAAAAUGAAUCCCCUACACUACAGUCUAAUGAAUGGUCUGAUUAUUUUCGCAACUUUGUAGAUUCUUGCCUCCAGAAAAUCCCUCAAGAUCGCCCUACAUCAGAGGAACUUUUAAAGCACAUGUUUGUUCUUCGGGAGCGCCCUGAAACAGUGUUAAUAGAUCUCAUUCAAAGGACAAAGGAUGCAGUAAGAGAGCUGGACAAUCUGCAAUAUAGAAAAAUGAAGAAACUCCUUUUCCAGGAGGCACAUAAUGGACCAGCAGUAGAAGCACAGGAAGAAGAAGAGGAACAAGAUCAUGGUGUUGGACGGACAGGAACAGUGAAUAGUGUUGGAAGUAAUCAGUCUAUUCCCAGUAUGUCCAUUAGUGCCAGUAGCCAAAGCAGUAGUGUUAACAGUCUUCCAGAUGCCUCGGAUGACAAGAGUGAGCUAGACAUGAUGGAGGGAGAUCAUACAGUGAUGUCUAAUAGUUCUGUCAUCCACUUAAAACCUGAGGAAGAAAAUUAUAGAGAAGAGGGAGAUCCUAGAACAAGAGCAUCAGAUCCACAAUCUCCACCCCAAGUAUCUCGUCAUAAAUCACACUAUCGUAAUCGAGAACACUUUGCUACUAUACGGACAGCAUCACUGGUUACAAGGCAAAUGCAAGAACAUGAGCAGGACUCUGAACUUAGAGAACAAAUGUCUGGCUAUAAGAGAAUGAGGCGACAACAUCAAAAGCAGCUGAUGACUCUAGAAAAUAAGCUAAAGGCUGAGAUGGAUGAACAUCGCCUCAGAUUAGAUAAAGAUCUUGAAACUCAACGUAACAAUUUUGCUGCAGAAAUGGAGAAACUUAUCAAGAAACAUCAGGCUGCUAUGGAAAAAGAGGCUAAAGUGAUGGCCAAUGAGGAGAAAAAAUUCCAGCAACAUAUUCAGGCCCAACAGAAGAAAGAACUGAAUAGCUUUUUGGAGUCCCAGAAGAGAGAAUACAAACUUCGAAAAGAACAGCUUAAGGAGGAGCUAAAUGAAAACCAGAGCACUCCAAAAAAAGAAAAACAGGAGUGGCUUUCAAAGCAGAAGGAGAAUAUACAGCAUUUCCAAGCAGAAGAAGAGGCUAAUCUUCUUCGACGUCAGAGACAAUACCUAGAGCUGGAGUGCCGCCGCUUCAAGAGAAGAAUGUUACUUGGACGCCAUAACUUAGAGCAGGACCUUGUCAGGGAGGAGUUAAAUAAAAGGCAGACCCAAAAGGACUUAGAGCAUGCCAUGCUACUGCGACAACAUGAAUCCAUGCAAGAACUGGAGUUUCGUCACCUCAACACAAUUCAGAAGAUGCGCUGUGAGUUGAUCAGAUUACAGCAUCAAACUGAGCUCACUAACCAGCUGGAAUAUAAUAAGCGAAGAGAACGGGAACUAAGGCGAAAGCAUGUCAUGGAGGUUCGACAGCAGCCUAAGAGCCUGAAGUCUAAAGAACUCCAAAUAAAAAAGCAGUUUCAGGACACCUGCAAAAUCCAAACCAGACAGUACAAAGCAUUAAGAAAUCACCUACUGGAGACUACACCAAAGAGUGAGCACAAAGCUGUUCUGAAACGGCUCAAGGAGGAGCAGACCCGGAAGUUAGCCAUCUUGGCUGAGCAGUAUGACCACAGCAUUAAUGAAAUGCUAUCCACACAAGCCCUGCGUUUGGAUGAAGCACAGGAAGCAGAGUGCCAGGUUUUGAAGAUGCAGCUGCAGCAGGAACUGGAACUGUUGAAUGCAUAUCAGAGCAAAAUCAAGAUGCAAGCUGAGGCACAACAUGAUCGAGAGCUUCGGGAGCUUGAACAAAGGGUCUCCCUACGAAGGGCACUCUUAGAACAAAAGAUUGAAGAAGAGAUGUUGGCUUUGCAGAAUGAACGCACAGAACGAAUACGAAGUCUGCUGGAGCGUCAAGCCAGAGAAAUCGAAGCUUUUGACUCUGAAAGUAUGAGACUGGGUUUUAGUAACAUGGUCCUUUCUAAUCUCUCCCCUGAGGCAUUCAGCCACAGCUACCCAGGAGCUUCUGGUUGGUCUCACAACCCUACUGGGGGUCCAGGACCUCACUGGGGUCAUCCCAUGGGUGGCCCACCACAAGCUUGGGGCCAUCCGAUGCAAGGUGGACCCCAGCCAUGGGGUCACCCCUCAGGGCCAAUGCAAGGGGUGCCCCGAGGUAGCAGUAUGGGGGUCCGCAACAGCCCUCAGGCUCUGAGGCGAACAGCUUCUGGGGGACGGACGGAGCAGGGCAUGAGCAGAAGCACGAGUGUCACCUCACAGAUCUCCAAUGGGUCACAUCUGUCUUACACAUAGCUUAAUAGUUGAAAGUGGCAAUUCUGCUGGAGCUGUCUGCCAAAAGAAACUCCCUACAGACAUCGUCACAGCAGCCUCCUCACUUGGGUACUACAGUGUGGAAGCUGAAUGCAUAUGGUAUAUUUUAUUCAUUUUUUUAAAGCGUUCUGUUUUGUGUUUACUAAUUUGGAUGUCAUAGUAUUUGGCUGCCAGGUUUUGGGUUUUGUUUUUAACUUUUGGAGAAAUUUAAAAGGGGGAAUUGAUAUGUAUGUGUGUGUGCACGCAUGCACACAUACACACACACACAUCAUGUGUGUGGUAAAAAGAAAUUGGCUAGAUAGGGGAUAUUUUCUGAACACUGCAGAUAUAUAAUACAACAGAAUGGCUUGAGUCAUCACUUUUGGGCAACUACAUCCUAAGAAGUUUGUGAAAAGAUCUAAAGCCUUUCUCCAUACCCCAAAUUCUUAUGAACCACUCACAGCAGGCAGCAUAUGCUAAAACAAGUUAUCAUAGAAACACACUUGUAUCCCCUCACCAGUACAUUUUCUUUAUUACGUUGGUCUGACUUCUCAGCCUCAUUUGGAGUAAAAAAGUGGAAAGCCAUGAACACUGAAGGGUUGCAUUGACUUUUUCAGAGAGUAGAAAACAACUGAGUUCUUUUUCUGAAUGCUGUGUAGACUUGCCAGUGAUUCCCCCCACCCCCGCCCCCGCCACCCCCAUUCAUUUGUGCCUUCUUUGUGGCAUGGUGAGAUGGAGGUGCUUAAGGAGAUCACAAGUUGUGUGGGAAUUUCAUCCAAUAAACCUGUGAGCCUUCAAAGGGAAAGACCAGAAGGGUAAGAGGUCCCUGAAAGUUCAUAUGAUAGGUGUGUUCAGCAGCAGAGUGAGGAGAUGAAGCCUAUAUAUCCUGAUGUUUUGUUGCUUAUACUGUGAUAUUUCAUCCUAGCUAAGCUCUGUAACUCCCAAAACCCUAAACAGUACUUUUUACUUUGUACAAAAACAAAGACGUAUAGCCAAUACACAUCAAAUGCCUGAGGUAUUUGAAUAAUGCCAUAUUUGCAAACUGCCACCUUUUGGAAUUCUCAUCACACUACAUAGACAUUAAUUUGACUAUCCCCUUUUGGCUUAUGGGAUUUCCUGUUUACAAGUAGAAUAGCCAAUUAUUUAAAGUUUAGUUGCCAUAGUGAACCAGGAGUCACUGAGCCAAUGACUUUACCAGCUGCUGACUAACCCUCACUACCACUGUAGAUUUUGCUGCAUGUGCAGGUCCUCUUUUUUUUUCUUUUUUAAUUACUGUUUUUGUUGCUGCAAUACUUUACAAACUUCUAGUUCCUUGAGACUUGGUGACCAUUUGACAUCAUGUUAAUAACAUCAUACUAUAGGAAACACCACUUCCUGAAGUCUCUAGCGUCUGCUAAAUUACUACUGAAAAGGAACUAACAAGUUUGGCAAAUUAAGAAUAAAAAAGUAAAGUAAGUUAUAGUGGUCAGGGAAUCUCUUGACAAAAGCUAACCUUUUUUUCCAGAGAGGGGCAUGUUUUGUUUGUUUUGUUAUGUUUUGUUUUGUUUUGUUUUUCAAUGAAGGAUCAACCCAGUGCUGAACGUCAGAUGUUACUUGGUAUUCCAUUGCUAGUGUGGAAAUUUAGUUGAAGGUGGAUAGGGAGCUGUAUUACUUGAAGAAAAAAAAAUUUCUUUCCAGUGACAUACCAGAAUUUCUACAAGUUAUUGUCCUGCCCCCUCCCCAGUUGUCUUGAAGAACCCUUGCUGCUAACUAUGGGUCCUUCUUUUCAUAUAGUCAAAGUUUCCAGUCCCUCUCAAUGAUACUUUUUACCUAGGCCAGACUGAUGACCAAAUGUAAUCUUAUCACUUUUGAAAUCUUGGUUUUCUCAAUUAAAUUUAAGUCUUCCCCAGGUAUGUCAGUCCAAUCUCCAAGGAUCAUCCCCUUUAGGAGUUUCUGGAAUUCAUUUAAAGGUAACUGGAAGAAAAAUUAAUAUUUUAAUGUAAAUAUUUUAAAAGCCAGUAUCACAAUAGAAUUCACACAAUUUUAGGCAGUGUUUCAGGUAGCACUCUGAUACAUUAUCCUCUUGGCCAUGCUCGAGAUCACCAACUUUUAGAUGAACAGGACAUGUACUUGUCAUAUCUAGUGAAAGGGGCUUUUAAUUUUCUCCAUAUAUUUUUUGCAUUCAAAUAUUAUAUAAUAUUUCAAACAAAUUGAAAUAUCUACUUAUUUGGAAGAAAAUUAUAGAAGAGAGCUUUAGAAUUAAUAAAAUGCCCAAAAAAUAUAAUGAAUUUGAUAGUUAAAAAAAAAAAUUCUUAUUAACCCCUCUGUACUACUAGAGGGAUAGAAUAGAAAAGCAGAUCCAUUCUGCACACAAAACUCUUUAAAAUCCAAACUACUUCCAGAGACUUAGAAUUAGUCAAAUUGAAUUACUGAGUUUGUGCAGAGCAUAUGUACUAGUAAAAUUGUGAUUGAAUGCUGACUCCAAAGGUCUACCCAGUUGGGCUUUGUAUCUGAUUUAUCUGUGGGGCAACCAGUUUUAACAUGUAGGUCAUGAGUAUACCUGGAUUAUUCCAUUAAAUUAAUUUUAUUUUAAAAAUAUAUAGUUUGCAAAAAUGAUUAAUUAAUUGGUGUGUGUUUAUAAGAACUAACUUCUGAGGAAUCUCAUACAUGGUAGGAAUCAGUAAAGAAUAAAGCUUGUAGCAAGAAACUUUGAAAAGUUUAGAGAUUCUAAAGAAAGAAGCAGGCACUUUCUAAAUCAGUGUGCAAAUGUCAAUAUUUGAUCAAAUUACUACCUCCUCCAAGAGUUGGUGUUCACUCAGUACAUAUGUGUUUAAGAAAAUAAAAAGUAUGAGAAAUUUGUCCAGCAUAUUAGAAAGUUAUUAAUGCUAUAUCUGGUAUCCAGAAUUUGGCAGUAAAAAUUUUCUUAUGUUCACUGUAUCUCCCUUUAGUUAGCGUUUUCAAAAGCAAAACCUCAUAUCUGGAUAAAUAUUAUUUCUAAUUGGAUUCCCUUCCUUUUGCACAUAUUUUUCUCCUCUUAUUAAAGUCAGAUCUAACCCCAAAUUAUAGUUUCUUCAUUAUAUAGUAAUGUUAGCUGGAAAAUGUUUAUAUUAUUUUUAUUCAGAGCUACCCUUUUUUGUAGUCAAUUCUGUCCCUAGGGAUGAAUAGUUCUACAUUUGAUGCCAUGCCUUAGGUAUAAUAUGCUUGGUACUAGAGGCCAAGGAUUUAUAGGGAAAUUAAACUAUUUAGUAUAGUCAUGAUUUUCAACUGCCCAGACAUCAGGUCAACACUAUUUAGUACACUAAAGAAACUGUCCUUGAUCCUCCCUCCCACUCCCACCUAAUUUUCCUCAUCCCCUUUUCAAAAAUCAAAAACUCUAUGAGUGUCUUUUUCAGACCAUAAGACAGACAUUAGUAACUUUCUACUUCUUUAAGUGCUAAAUGUCUGGCAUUUUAAACUUUUAUAAAAUACAUUGUGUUGGACACUGGAAUAAUGCUGUUUAUUUUCACCUGUGAAAAAUGACUUUAUUGUACUUGAAACACCUCCUUUGCAUUUCUCCAUUUGUGCCAUUCACUAGUGGAAAUAAAUUGUAUUAUACCAUGAUCUACUGGCUUUUUAAAACUGUGUUAAAUAUGCACAUUUUUGGUAUAGCUAUUAUCAUUUGUAUGUAUAUAUUGUAUAUACAUAUGAGUGUCUGUGUGUGUGUAGGUAGAUGGAUGUAACUCAUACUGUACAUUUCCAUCAGGGCACUUAAGGUUCUGUUAUUUUGUUUUGUUAUUUCAAAUCCUCAGUUAAGGCAAGAAUGCAUGUGUUUAAGAAUGAGUACUCUGGGGUGAUAUUUAUGAGAAGGUGGUCAUUAGCUGCAGUCUUUUCUCUUUUAAUCCCCUCUUAACAUUUGUGUGAGUGGAAAGAAAGUUAAGUAAAAUGUGGAGCCAUACAUUGCAAAGACAGUAAAAUAGUGCUGGGGAAGGAGCCAUUUAGUGUUUCUAUGAGUUUGUGUCUCGAGGCAGUAAAGAUAAGUGAUGCAGAGAGAAGUGAACCAUGGAAAUUAAAAACGCUGUUGGUGAUUCCUCUGCAAAGAUGAUAGAAGAACCAAUAAAUCACACAAUCUUCAUGUGCAGUCUAUGUAUUAAGUAGUGAUGUCAUUGAUUCUCUUACUCUUUUUACUCCAUUAAUACCAAUAAUUACAAAUUUUGCUAAGGACCAAAACAGCCAAGAAAAGAAUUACUGCUGAAGCAUCUAAAGUUCUCUUAAACUAUAAAAUCAAUAGGAAAUGGCCACUGGGAGAGAAGGAUAUGGCAUUGGCAUGGGACUUUCUCCCUUUAGCUGCCUCUUCUUACUUGCUAAUAGUAAGUUCUUUGUGUACCUCCCACCCCUUCUGAGCCACUAUUCAAGCAGAGAUUUGGCUCAACCUAGCAACCCUUUCCUAGGAGGUUUAUGGUCUUUUGCUUUGUCCCAUGCUCACAAUGUGAAGUGUCUAGUGUGUAUUCAAGUCAGAAAAUAAUACAUUUAAGGUAUAUGAGUCUUCUAUAAUGAUGAAAGAAGAGGUUUUUGUUUCUUAGAUAGAAAACUGCCUUCUCUAAGGAACAAAGCCAAAACUUGGGCUGUCAUCUUUGAGCUGCUUAUCAAAAUACAGACCAUUAUUAAAGACAAACAAUUUCUUUAUUUUGUUUUCCCUCAUCUAACAUGAUAGAUAGUGCCCCAAGCAGGUUCUAGCAUUGCCUUUGAAAAGGCACUCACUCAGUUGUUAAAACUGGAAAAUUCCCAUCCUCAGAUUCCUAAAAGAAUGGAGAGUGUGCUGUACACUUAGCAGACUUGCCUCUUGUAUGCAAGGACUACUGAUUGAAGUCUAUUUUGCUGUGUGUCUGGUUAUGUUGUCUGCACUUUUAUGAAAUCACUACAGUAGACUACAUUGGAAAUGACUAUUAAUUUGUAAAGAAGUAAGUUUUAUUAAUAACUGUCUAGAAAAAGAAAGUGAAGCUGAGAACUCUUCCUUUAUUGUAUAUUUAUAUUUUCUACUGAACUCUGGGAGCCCUCUUGAAAGUCACAUUGACUAAUUUUUCCCUCGUUUAUAUUCAGACUUCCAAAAUUUCACUAAAACAAGGGAAGAGAGAACCCACUUGGCCUAAUGGUAGCCUUCAGAGCAUAAGAAAUACAUAAAUUAGUAUGCACCUUAUCUGCCUGUUGUGGGUUUUUUAAACUUGCACUUCCCACCUACCCCAAAAAAUAGAUGUUCUUUAAAGAAAAUAAAUGAAGAGAUUACAUCUGGGGAGCCAUUUACUAUGUCACCAUCACUGUUAACUGUUUCCCAGCAAUCCUAACUGAAGUUUCAGAGAUUUUGUGUGUGUGUGAAUGCAUCUGUGUUGGGUUUGUUUGUUUAUAAAUAUCAAGAGAUUCUCCUUUAAGUAGAAAAAAAGGUUAAUACUCUCUGAAACCAGAUACCCAUUGGAUAUACUAAUCUGAACAUCUGUAGGUAGUUUGCCAUGAAAAAGUGGAGAGAAGACGAGACUUCUGAAUGAAUGAAAAGGGUAUUUUGAUGCCCAAGAAUUCCCCCCAAAGUACGGGUAAUUCAACCUGCACAGUUUCCUUUUCACUCAUAGUUUGUAGUAAUUGUGAGUAAAAAAUCAUGUAAUUAUCUGUAAAUAUGUAGCUAACAAAUUGACCUAGUUUCUGUAUUUUUUUGUUUUUGUACUAAAGUUUAUAAGUCUGUGCCAGCUAGAGAGAAGUUGCUGUGAUUGCCGAUUGUGGUCCUAGCAUCUAACCCUGAAACCAUCCUAGGUGGCAUUUUUAGAAUUAAUGCUUAAAUGUUGUUAAACAGGGGGAAAUGAAGCUUAAUCAUUGGUCAGGUUUAAAUCUUUUGAAGUGAAGUCAUUUUAUUUAAUAUAAUGAUUACAUGUCCUCAAUCAUGAAUGAGGUAGGUAGGGAGCCUCCCUCCCCCAGUGGCCAUGUUUACAGAAGUGUGUAUUUGUUUAUAAAGUGAAGAGUUUUAAUGUUUAUGUAAAUUAUGCAGGUAACAUUAUGGCUUGGAACUGUUUAUUGGGCUCUUUAGCUGAAUUUUCAAAUGAAAUGAACUAUUCUUAUUGCUGGCACAUUGAUCCCAUUGCUGGAGCAUUUUUCCUCUUUCCAGAAUUACAUUUGUUCCUUUGUCAUUAUCCCCAUUUAACUUUUCUCUGAUAUGCCUUGUAAUCCUAGCCCUAAGGUAUUUAAGACUAGAGAACAUAGACAAGGAAAAUGCAUUUUUUAAAAUCUAUGAACCCUCAUUUGUAUGCUUUCAGUACUCAUAUGUUUCUAUGGCAACUCCAAGGUCAGUGGAGUUUAGAAAUGAGAUACGUGUGUACUCUUUGCUUUUGCAUGGCUUGGCUUAGCAUCAGAGGUAUAUUAGGGCCACUUGAAAGCAUGAAGACCAGUUGUAUGAGAACAGGUUUCUCUUAGUGGCAUAUUUUGCUUUUUCUGAGCCCUCAAAUACAUUGCCUCCGCAUGAACAUUAUUGUUACUAUAAAUUGUACAUGGUCAUGGAGUGAAUUGUGUGAUUUAAAAAGAUGUAACUGCUUAAUGUUUGCAGAUUCUGGCUGAUCCAUGUGACUAUUUGAUAUAUACCAAACAAAUGAAGAGAGGGGUAUUGGAACCCUUCUAACCCCCUUUUUUGUCAUAGGCAGGUAUAUUCAGUUUAAUAUGUUGGCUGCCCCUGGUGUGUUGCCAGACAGCUCUUUUUUGGUGCCCAUUCCACAUGUGCUCCCUUGCAUUUCAUAGUAUCACAGAAACUACCACCCCUUCUCCCAAGUAGCAUUUUAUGUGUUACACAUUUUAUUCCACAUUAAAUGGGAAUUGUGCCUACUUAAAGUGCCCCUGUAAUUAAUUACAUACACAUGCCCUAAAAUCCAAGCCAGAGUCACAAGGUGGAAAUUUAAAAAAAAAAAAAAAAAAAAAAAAAGUCCACUUGAGGCCAGUAAUUUAUUUGACAAAGUAUUUUACCACAUUAUCGUGACACUUGAUAUAUGAGCCUAUUAGGAGUGGCAGGUGAUUUCAUAGAGCAAAAUCCAAGUGGAGAGGGAUAUGUAAGGUUUCUAUUAAGAGAUAAUUUUGUUCUUAUUUUACCUUCCCUUUUAUGAUCCUUCUCUUCGAGGUUAGAAAAAGUUAAUUCUCCAAAUUUAUUUUGUUUUUUAUCUUUUAGGGAAAUUUUUACAAAAUCGAUGGUCUGAUGUAAAUAACGUUUUACAGUGCACAUAACUCCCCCAGACUAUUCCAACCUGAUAAUUUGUAAAUGCUUUAGAGUUUUUUAAAUUAACACUUGUGUUGCUAAAUCCUAUUUAUGUAAGUCUGCUAAAAUUUUUAACCCAUUUAAAACUUACGACAUUUAAAUAAUGGAUGGGUUACUCUGAGCAAUUUAGCUUUCAGAACCCCCUUGUUUUAGUAUAUGAAAAAGAUCGCCUAAUGCGUAUUAAUGAGGUUGGAGAGACUAUGAGAAAUAUGUAUAGUGUAUAUUUUAAAACAGCUUUGCUUGUAUUGUGAAGAUUUAAAAACAAACUUGAGAUUUUUAACGUAACUAUUAACACAGUUUUAACAUAAGUUAUCCCACUGGGUUUAAGAGCAUCUUGAAUGUAUAAUCCUUUUUGUAACCCAGGUUGGUCUCUGCUUUUACCAGUCAUCCAAACAUAUUAUUUAUGUUUUUAAUUUUAUAUACUCAUUUCCCUUUGUUUUCCUCAACCAGCAUGAUUUUUUUGCACAUGUAUUGUAGAAAUUUUUAAGAAGAAAAAUUAAUACAUCAUUUUCUCUGGGUUUUCUUCACUUCUCUCUUCCUUUCUACUAACCCCUUACCUUAAAGGCCAUAUCGCUCCAUUUGCAUUGUUUGUGCAAAUGCCAGGGUUGGUUUUUAUUUUUAUUUUUGCUAUUUACCUAAAAAAAAAAAAAAAGAA